Coccomyxa subellipsoidea C-169 is the source of this 1299-nucleotide messenger RNA. RefSeq lists its product as hypothetical. The transcript has 11 exons. Gene Ontology annotation, cellular component: membrane. The record is from RefSeq and is a predicted model, not a curated record. Gene Ontology annotation, molecular function: abscisic acid binding. Bases 1 to 1299 code for a protein of 432 amino acids. Gene Ontology annotation, biological process: response to abscisic acid. Lineage: Eukaryota; Viridiplantae; Chlorophyta; Trebouxiophyceae; Coccomyxaceae.
AUGCUUGACGUACUCAUAGUGGGCACAUCCCUCGUUGUGUUGUUCUGUUUGGGAUGGGCAUUUCUGAGUAGGAGCCUUUUCAAAGACUACGAGGAGGAGCACUUGGGUGUGCAGGUGCUCUUCGCUUUGGUAUUCGCCUUCUCAGUCAACCUCCUCGAGCUUGUUCUUUUUGAGAUCCUAGGGGUCCUGAGUUACAGUGUACGAUGGCUGAACUGGCGCUUGGAUGUAUUGAGCCUGCUGGCCCUUCUUCUCAUUGUGCUUCCAUACACUCACUGCUACUGCACUCUGGCCUCACACCGCAAAGUGAGGAAAGGGCACGCAGCUGUGGGAGCCUUCAUCUUCCUUGCAGCGUUCCUGUAUGUGUUUUGGCGCAUGGGAAAGUACUGGCCAGGCGUUCCUCAGGCCACAGAAGGCAUCUUUCGCUUGAAUCAGGCAAUCAGCAGGUUGGGAGUCAUGGGUGUGUCGCUGAUAGCGGUGCUUUCAGGCUAUGGGUCUGUGAAUCUGCCCUUCUCCUACCUGUCACUCUUCAUCCGGCCAGUGGAGCGCUCCGAAAUUGCCAUGGCCGAGUCUCAGAUGAUGCAGGCGUUGGAGUCAGUGGUGCGCAAGAAGAAGCAGAUAGUGGUGAGCGAGGGGGAGUUGCGGCAGCAGCAGGUGGCGGGGCUGGAGAGCUUGGGGCGCAUGCUGUGCGCAGAGGUGAUGGACCUGCGGCGAGAAAGGGAACGCGCACUCGCCAGCCGCACUCUGGCCGGCCACGCCAAGAAUUUUCUGGGCUACUGCCUGUCCUUCUACUGCCUCUUCAGGAUGUUUUUCUCAGUCAGGGCGCUGAUGUUCGGCGAGGACUUCACGUCCGACCCGGUCAGCAAGGCACUCGGCUUCUGCCUACGGUCCUUCUCCAAGGGACGCCUUGUCAUCAAUCUGCAGCUCUUCUCGCAGUACAUUACGCUAUUUUUCAUUGGAUGCAUCAGCGUCAGCUCCUUGCGAGGCUUCUUGCGGAACAUGCGCAAGGUGUUUUCAGCAGUAUCUGGCGCUGGCAACGGGUCAGGCCUGCUGCUCAUUUUGACAGAGCUGACUGGACUUUAUGCCAUAUCCACCAUCCUGCUCAUUCGCAAGCAGCUCCCCCUCAAGUACAGGGCAAUCAUUACUGAUGCUUUGGGAGGAGAGCUGGAAUUUGAGUUCUUCCAUGCCUGGUUCAAUACCAUCUUCUUGGCAGCUGCAGUGUUGACUCUUGCUAUGUUCUAUGCACAGCAUCAGAGACAGCAAGAUUCUGACCUGCCUCUUUACUCAUCGAGGAGGGAGUGA